Messenger RNA from Erigeron canadensis, 1002 nucleotides. RefSeq names its product cyanidin-3-O-glucoside 2-O-glucuronosyltransferase-like. Gene Ontology annotation, molecular function: UDP-glycosyltransferase activity. Lineage: Eukaryota; Viridiplantae; Streptophyta; Magnoliopsida; Asterales; Asteraceae. Bases 1 to 1002 code for a protein of 333 amino acids. The record is from RefSeq and is a predicted model, not a curated record. The transcript has 3 exons.
AUGGAUUCAACAAAAAAUGGAAGUAGCAGAAAUGGCAAAUUUCGUGUGGUAUCACUGCCAUGGUUAGGCUCAACUCACAUCUCUGCAUUCCUUGAAUUAGCCAAAAGAAUGUCAAUCCAUAAUUUCCAUGUCUUUAUUUGUUCAACUCCAAUCCACUUUCCCUCUAUGAGAAAAUAUAAUCUUGCUCAAAAAUACGACGAAUCCAUCAAACUUGUCGAUCUUAACAUGCCAUCUUCGGCCGAAUUCCCUCCUCAUUACCACACCACAAAUGGUCUGCCUCCUCAUCAUAAGAAUAAACUUAUGUUUACAUAUGAAGAAUGUCAUCCGCAUUUCACAAAAAUACUCAAAAACCUUAAGCCUCAUUUAGUUGUGUAUGAUUACAACCAAUGGUGGGCAGUUGACGCUGCUUCGUUGUUUAACAUACCUUGUGUUCAGUUCUUGAUAGGUCCAGUAACACCAUGUGUUGUGUUUCUUUAUAAGGCCAUGAAACAAGCAGCUGAACAAAGUCCUAUCCCUAGGUUCAAUGUUGACGAAUAUGAAACCACAAACACGAAAGAUGACGGUGAUAUAGUGAACUCACCACCUGAAGAAAACCAAGUAUUGCCUGUUGGCCCAUUAUUUCCAGAAUCAUUCUUAGACGCAAAAAGUGACGAUAACGAUGAGCAUAUCGAAAUCUUUCGUUGGCUCGAUCAGAAGAAAAAGGAGUUUCCCGAGGGAAGCAACACAAGAAUUGAACAAGUACUUCCUAAAGGGUUUCUUCAAAGGAUUGGUGACAAGAGUAUGUUUAUCACCAAAUGGGCACCCCAAGCUCGGAUAUUGAACCACCUGAGCACCUGGGGAUUCUUGUGUCAUUGUCGAUGGGUUUCGGUUUUGGAAAGCAUUUACUAUGGUGUGCCAAUUAUAGGAUUGCCAAUGCAAUAUGACCAUCCAGGCAAUGCAAAGCUUAUAGAGAAGCAUGGAAUUGGUAUCAUUGUUGGAAGAAAUGAAGAUGGAAGCUUAUGA